AAGAGAGUGGAUGUUCAGUAUCCAGACCCGGAAGUUGCCUCACGUAUUUACGGGAGGCUGGGAGUGGACAUCUUGACCACGCCCACCACUUCCGGGAGAGAUGUGGAGGUUGAGCCACCAAGAAAGCGUUACAUUCAAGCUACCAAUCAAGCAGUGUUUCACAACACAGGAACCACUCGUACAACUGGCAGGGUAGUGACAAAUGGAGUUGCAAGACCUCUGCUGAACAAUGAACAAAUGCAACAAUUUAUAAACACCACUGUUCUUCCUAAUGGUCGCUCAGUCACCAGCACUGAGCCAGUGAACCGUAAUGUCACCAGCUGUACUGUGUAUCCUUCUCUACCCAGGACAAGGGUACAACUACAGACUGAACCUGCAAAUGUGAAACCAGAAUUGACAUUGAAUGAGCUGAGAUCUGGACAGACCCUACUACCAUGGGUGUCCAUCCAGCAGCAAACUCAGGAGACCAUACUGCAAAGACAAACAGAAUACAGUGUACAACAAAUAGCCACAAACUGCCAGGGACACAUUCAUCCCUCAGCUCAAAAUGCUCUUGCUGUUCAUUUCCUUAACCCGACUUUGACACAGGCAGAGUUACAACAACCAAUCUCUGCAAAUGAACUUACUUUACCUAGAAAUAUUGAGGUUCAAGGCUUUUUCCCAACAACUACAACAAAUGAAUGGUUUAACAGAACAAGACUACAAGUUCCUACUGACAAUAGUGUUCCAGUUACAUCAGUGUAUGACCAGACCAUUCAUCAACCAACCCAACUGGUCCAAGGCGUCAGAAGUAACUGUUCCUACAAUGGUGCAUACUCUCCUGUUAUGACACCCACACCUAAUGUGACUACACCUGGACUAUCAGCUGACUAUCCCCAGAGGUUUUCUGCUGGUCAUCCUGAAUCAUGGAGUCUGAACCCACAGAGUGUUCCUACAUUUGUUGCCCCAAUGGAGGCACAAAGACCAAGACCAAAAUGUCAAAGAAAAAGACAACUACAAAUAUUACAUCCAACAGCUCAAGGGCUAAAGGGAGUAAAAAUAAAAUGUUUGUGAGUUCAUUGCAGCAGACCACUGGGAAACAAAUGGAAGCAACAUUGCACCAGACUCCAAGUCCAAAAUCUGCCUCUACUUCUGUAACUCAAAAAGGUGGCAAGAAUAGAGUCCAGCGCAUUGUUGUUCCGCCAAAAAUUCAGACAGACCCAGUGGAAUAUCCUCCAUAUGUGGCCAGAAUUAUGAGGAUCCUGAACAGGCAAAAACAGGGUCAGGUGGAAUCCACAUAUACUAGAGAAAAGAACGACAGUGUUGAUUCCACACUAAAACAAAUGACAACUGCUGGUAGAAGAAACAACAGAACUGACUCUACUCAUCAACAAAUUACUGACGCUG
Molecule: messenger RNA, 1386 nt
Organism: Saccostrea cuccullata (small rock oyster)
Lineage: Eukaryota; Metazoa; Mollusca; Bivalvia; Ostreida; Ostreidae
Exons: 8
Source: RefSeq, a predicted model, not a curated record